AGAGAGGGAAGCAGAGGCCGGCCGAGUGCUGCCGCGCUUUGUACACGAGACGCCAAAGGAAGGCGGAAGCGGCGGCGUCCCUGGGUCUUCGCUCCGCGGAAGCACUCCGGAAGUGACGCGCACACACCGCGGGAGCCCUUCGGUUCUGUUGCCCCGUCGCGGGUUUGGGCCGCCCCCCCAGUGGGGCUCAACCUCGCAGCCUCCUUCCUUUCAUCUGGAAGUGUACGCCCGAGUAUUCACGAUGAGUCUCCCGAGAGCCGAAGGCGGGAGCGCGGCCUCUGCUUUCCUCUCACCAUCGCCUCGCUGCCUUUGGACGGUUCUGGGGGGGCGAGCUCUCAGCAGAGGGCGCCUCUGAGCCCUGGCGGCCCUGAGCGCUCCCGGGGCCGGGCGUCCCCGUGGCGCGGGCCGGGAGCUCCCGGAACGUGCCUCGGCCCUCCUUCCAUCCCCCGACCCCGCCGGUAGGGCGUCCAGCCCACCAUCACCUGGCCGCCAUCGCGGGUUUAAACAAGGGCGCAUAGCCUGCUGUAGAGAGCGCAGGCCUCGGACUCGGCCAGGCGGCCUUUUAGUGCUUACCAGCAGGCGGCCCAUAGAGCCCUGACCCCGACUCAGGAAGGCCUCAGUUCAAACCCAACCUCAGAGGCUUGCGAGCUGUAUGACCCUGGACAAGUCACUUCCCCUUGUCUGUCCGUGUAGCCUAGGGGCGUUAGCAGCACCCUCCUCCUGGUCAUGGAGAGGAUCCCAUGGGAUAAUGUUUGCACGGGUUUUGCCCACCUCCCAAGUCCUGGUUAAUGAUGCUGCUGUGUCCUAGGCCCAGGGCUGAGCACCCCUCGGGGGGCUCCCCUCUUCUGGGGGAGAACAAAUGGAAAUGUGGACAGAUUCACGGAUAAGGCGAAUGCCAGAUGCAGGCAGGAUCGCUGGAGGGGACUCUGCCACGGGACCGAGUCUCCGCCCUGGAUUCCAAGAAUCAGCAGCCACAGAUCCCACCAAGUGUGAGCCGGCCAAGUAGAGAACAGGGGAAGUGACCAGACGGCGGCCCUUUGAGUCUCGCUUGGCAACAGCUGCUCUCGCCUCUCCCCCGCCUGUGGCCCCAACACAUGAAGGGAAGAGGACCAGCGCCUCAGCCCCCUCUGCCCCAGGGGACUUGGGAUCCCUCCCUGUCGGACCAUCGUUCCAGCGAAACUGGACACUGGGCAAGGGAGCGCUGGCCAUCCAGAGAGGUCGGAGCAUUUUGCAGAUGGGGAAACAGAGGGGUAAAGGGGCCAUGAUGGUUCCUCCUGCCUGCCUAGGCCUUCUCAACAUCCUUGAAAUCAGAAAGGGAGGGAGGGAAGGAGGAAGGAAGGCCAGUCCGCUUGGUCCUUGGAGAGGAAAAGGAAGGGACUCGUGGGAGCAGUUGGUGUCGCCUGGACCCAGAGGCAACAAGAACCCCUGGGGGGCCAGCGUGCAGGCCUCCUCUCUCCUGGUCAUCCUCUGCAGACAGCAGUGCUGCGAGGCUUCCUCCUUGUCGAGCCCUUUCUUCUAGUCACCGUCGCCGAGAUUCUUCGGAAAGCAUUUUUCUGCCCGAUUGUCUUCUCCAGAGAGGACAAGAGUAGAAAGGGAAAGAAGUAGAUAGGAGGCCCCAGGAGAGAGCCCAGGGAGGCCCCCAGAAGCAGGCACUGCUCUGCGGUGCCCAGGGCUGCCAAGAGCUCUAGAAGGACGAGCACCAGAAAGGCAGAGGGGAGGGAGACGCGGCCCCAAGGACGAGAGCCUCCUUUGCUCCGGGACAGCUUUCUUUUUUUAAGGAAUUCAUGUAUUUUUUGCCAAUUACAUGUUCCACCUCAGUCUUCUGAGGUUAUAUGAGCCCAACUGUGUCCCUCCCUUCUUCCUCCUCCCCCUUGGAGCUGCCAAGCAAUCUGGUCUGGGUGAUGAUGGGGGAGAGCUGAAUAGGACACCUGGGCCGGAAGGGACACCUUCUUCAGGCUCCAGGAAGUAGUUUAAAAAUUGGAGAUUUGUUCCAUUGAAUGCAAGCUGGAUUAUUGAGUGGAGCUGGCCCGGAGGCAGGAGCACGAGGAUCCUGCCUCUCAGGAGAUGGGAUUUGGCCUACUUUGUACCCUCUUGACAAUAGGGCCUGCCUGAUGAGAGGUUGCUCAUUGAGAACCACUGACUACUUCUGUCCAGUGUCCUUUGAGAGUGGAGGCAGGAAAGCCCGGCAUGGGGGUGCAUGAUCUGUGGCAGAUCUUGGAGCCUGUCAAGCGGCAUAGCCAUCUCCGCAGCCUCCAGGGGAAAACCCUGGCAGUGGAUCUGAGUGUCUGGGUGUGCGAAGCCCUUACGGUCAGAAAGAUGGCGGGCACUGUGGCCAGGCCUCAUCUCAGGAACUUGUUUUUUCGGAUCUCGUCCCUGACCCGGAUGGGGGUAAAACUGCUCUUUGUCAUGGAGGGCGACGCUCCCGGACUGAAAGCAGAUGUCAUGAGCAAGAGGAACGAGGCGAGGUACGGGCCCCCCCAGAGCCGGGCGCACAGACCCACGAGAUCCUCUUUCAGAGCCAUCCUAAAAGAGUGCCUCGACAUGUUGGCGUGCUUGGGCAUUCCCUGGGUCCAAGCAGCGGGGGAGGCCGAGGCCAUGUGUGCUUACCUCGAUGCCCACGGCUACGUGGACGGGUGCCUCACCAACGACGGAGACGCCUUCCUGUACGGGGCGCAGACCGUGUAUCGCAACUUCACUCUGAACGCCAAGGACCCCCACGUGGAUUGCUACACGAUGGCCUCCAUUACGAGUGAGCUGGGCUUGGACCGAGACUCCCUGAUUGGCCUGGCCGUGCUGCUGGGCUGUGACUACCUUCCCAAGGGUGUCCCGGGGGUUGGCAAGGAGCAGGCGCUGAGGCUUGUCCGGGCUCUCCGAGGGCAGAGUCUCCUCCAGAGGUUCGAUCAGUGGAAGGAGGAGCCUGACAGCCCUGAGCUCGCGCCGCUCUCCGCCAAGAAGCCGGCUCACUGCUCCGUGUGCUCCCACCCAGGCUCCGCCCAGGACCACGAGCGCCGGGGGUGUCCGUGCUGCAGCAGCGAGCGGGGCUGCGACCCCCACGCCGACGAGCGCCUCUGCCCCUGCGAGUGGCACCGCGAGCAGCAGCGCCGCGCCGUGGAGAGCGCCGUGAAGAGGCGAGCUCGCGGCUGCGCAGGCUUCCCCUUCCGCGAGGUUAUUCGGGAAUUCCAGCUGAGCAAGGACACACUGACCGUGGAGAGCGUCCACUACCGGAGACCCGACCUGUUGUCUUUUCAGGUGUUUGCGCUAGAAAAGAUGGAGUGGCCGAGGCCAUACGCGUGUGAGAAGCUGCUGGCGCUCCUGACCCAUCACGACAUGACGGAAAGGAAGUUUGGCCGGACGGGUCCCGACCAGCUGCGGCCAGUGCGGAUCGUCCACCCCCGUGUCCGGAGCGGUGUCCCGUGCUUUGAGGUCCAGUGGCAGAAACCAGAGCACUAUGUGACGGACGCCGUGGGCUCGGAGGUCCCCUCGGUGCUCACAGUGGAGGAUGCAUCCUUGUUCCAAGCCGCCUACCCUGACGUGGCUGCCUUGUACCAGAAGCAAGUGCUGGAAGCCCAGGGGAGGAAGACCAAAAGUAAGAGGACUCGGCCUGAGGCGGGGGGCCUGGCCCGAGUGGAGGCCGUCACGGAUCUUCUGUCCCGAGUGGAGCUCUCUGCUGACCCGGCCCAGGGGAGAGGGGGCGUCCCCCCUCCCACGGAGGCCCCCCCGGCCCCUGCCCCUCCGAGGCGGGGGGCCGCCAUGCACGAGGCCCCCAGGAGCCCUUCACCAUCUAUGUCUGAGCCUCUGGACGAGAGCUCGGUGCUCGAGGCCCUCCAGCUGAGCACCAUCGACUGGGAGGGCACCUCCUUCAGCGCCUCGCCAGCCACCAAGGCCCCCACGGCCUCGGCCAGCCCCUCGGACCCUGAAGGGGACCCCGGGCGUGCAGCGGUACCCGGCACCCACAGCAUCCAGGACCUCCGGCCUCUAAGGGAGCGCGUGUGUGCCCGGGCCCCGGGCCAGCUCCAGGCUUCCUCCCCCCCAGACCCAUCUCCCUCCCAGCGGGCAGGCUCGGACGCUUCAUCGGCACAGAAGGGAAAAGAAAGCUCCAUCCCUGGAGGCCACUCUUGCUGUGACCCCCAGCAGAUCCAGGGGAGUCUCCCGUGUGCUCCCCCUGGAUUUCGUCUGCACGACAGCCAGGAGAAACCCACCGUGGCCCUUGGGAGAGCCCCGUCUGCCAGGGCCUGCAUGCCCCGUGCUCUUGGGCAGCCGGUGGCCAGAGCCCCCUGCUCAGGGCUCCCCCGAGGUCAGCCUGGGCCUCAGAGCGCCCCAAGGAGAGUCCCCCAAAAGAGUGUGUGCCUGCCCCGCGGCUCCUCGGACGAGGAGGAAGACCCCCCGGGCAGCAAAGGGACGGGCCGACAUGGGGAAGGGAAGCCUCGGUCCUCUCGGCCUCCCCGUCCUCCAAGCCCAGAGCCCAGAGCGGCUGGUCACAAAGCCAGGGCAGCACCUGUUGCUGCCUUUGCAGAUGCAGCCCGCAGUCCUCUGUGCCUGGCAGUGUGCCCGCCUCCACCCAUUCCCGCAGAAGAGAAAACUACCCACGCCAUCUGGGAGAGCCCUCUCCCACUAGCUCAGAGGCUGCAGCUGAGGCUCCAGAGAAGCUGACCAGACUGGCCGCCUGCAGCCGCGUGGCCCCACCCUGGGAUGUGACACGGGCAUUGCUGUGAACUCCAUGGCCAUAUCUGGACUCACAGGGGAAAGGAUGGAUUCAGGUGGAAUCUCACCUAGGGUCAGGGGCCAGGGAAGGACGGCUCAGGAGGUGGUCUUGGCCUGUUCCCGUUCCCCAAUCAAAGGCGGCUUCUGCCCAUGGAGGAGGCCAGAGGCAACCAGAAAUGGGGGCCAGCCAUCCCAGCCUCUCCAUCUCCCUGGGAACUGAGGACAGCUGUCCGAAGGCACAGCCUGCCGAGGGGCUGACCAAGGGCCUAGGCCCCUUCCAGGGGUCGUUCUAAGCCUCUCAGACUCCACUUUCCCCAAGUGCACCUCAGCUGGACUCUUGUACAGGGAAGUUAUUAAACUACAUUUUACAUUUUG
Monodelphis domestica (gray short-tailed opossum) is the source of this 5076-nucleotide messenger RNA. It is a transcript of the gene GEN1, whose product is annotated as GEN1 structure-specific endonuclease. Gene Ontology annotation, molecular function: four-way junction DNA binding; 5'-flap endonuclease activity. The record is from RefSeq and is a predicted model, not a curated record. Lineage: Eukaryota; Metazoa; Chordata; Mammalia; Didelphimorphia; Didelphidae.